Messenger RNA from Cebus imitator (Panamanian white-faced capuchin), 625 nucleotides. It is a transcript of the gene TTR, whose product is annotated as transthyretin. The transcript is spliced from 4 exons. Bases 45 to 479 code for a protein of 144 amino acids. Lineage: Eukaryota; Metazoa; Chordata; Mammalia; Primates; Cebidae. Gene Ontology annotation, biological process: purine nucleobase metabolic process. The record is from RefSeq and is a predicted model, not a curated record. Gene Ontology annotation, molecular function: thyroid hormone binding.
AGGCUGGGAGCAGCCAUCACAGAACUCUACUCAUUCUUGGCAGGAUGGCUUCUCAUCAUCUGCUCCUCCUCUGCCUCGCUGGACUAGUAUUUGCGUCUGAGGCUGGCCAUAUGGGAUACAGCUGUCCUCUGAUGGUCAAAGUUCUAGAUGCGGUCCAAGGCCGUCCUGCCAUCAAUGUGGCUGUGAGUGUGUUCAAAAAGGCUGCUGAUGAGACCUGGGAGCCAUUUGCCUUUGGGAAAACCAGUGAGUCUGGAGAGCUGCAUGGGCUCACAACUGAGGAGAAAUUUGUGAAAGGGAUAUACAAAGUGGAAAUAGACAGCAAAUCUUACUGGCAUAACCUUGGCAUCGCCUCAUUCCAUGAGCACGCAGACGUGGUAUUCGCCGCCAACGAGUCCGGCCCCCGCCACUACAUCGUCGCCGCCCUGCUAAGCCCCUACUCCUACUCCACCACGGCUGUCGUCUCUGAUCCCAGAAACUGAGGAACUUCUCCUCCAGGGGAUCUGAAGGACGAGGGAUGGGAUUUCAUGUUACCAAGAGUAUUCCAUUUUUACUAAAGCAGUGUUUUUACCUCAUAAGCUAUGUUAGAAAUUCAGGCAGAGACAAUAAAACAUUCCUGUGAAAGGCA